Pieris brassicae (large cabbage white) is the source of this 1059-nucleotide messenger RNA. RefSeq lists its product as uncharacterized. The transcript has 8 exons. The record is from RefSeq and is a predicted model, not a curated record. The coding region runs from base 1 to 1059 and encodes 352 amino acids. NCBI's taxonomy places the organism in Eukaryota, Metazoa, Arthropoda, Insecta, Lepidoptera, Pieridae.
AUGCUUCUUUCCCUAUUUACGGUCGUAACGUUUCCGAAUGGUGGAUGCGCUGGCGCAUCGGGUGACAAUGGAACGUGUAUGGCUGCGCGUGAGUGCUCUUCAAGAGGUGGUUCGGCUAAUGGAUACUGCGCUAAUGGUUUUGGUCUCUGCUGUGUUUUUAUGACAUCAUGCGGCAGCACAUCAUCGGAGAAUGGUACAUAUUUUGUCAAUUCUGGAUAUCCCUCGCCGUAUGAUGGCACUGGCUCGUGUGAACUUACUAUAAACAAAUCACAUUCAACCGUCUGUCAAAUAAGAUUAGACUUCGAUCGCUUUGUGAUAGCCGGUCCGGAGAAAACGAACAACGUCUGUAAUAGAGAUCAGUUCAUUGUAUCUGGAGGUAACCCAGUGCCUGCUAUUUGUGGAAUGAACCAGGGAAGUCACAUGUACAUUGAUGCUGGAAUAGGUACAACAAAUCCCGUUAAAUUGACAUUUGUGUCCGGUGGUACAUCGUUCGAAAGGAUAUGGAAAGUAAAAGUUACUCAAAUACCCUGUGAUACUAUUUAUAAAGCUGACGAGGGAUGCCUUCAAUAUUACACCGGAGUUUCCGGUCAACUGCGGUCCUUUAACUACGACCCCACUUCUGGUUUACAACUAAGUAAUCAAGAUUAUGGUAUUUGUAUUCGAAUGGAGAGAAACUUUUGCGGAAUUCAAUAUACAGCUUGUCCGGACAACGUUAACAAUCGAUCCCGUUCAUUCACGUUAAGUGGCAACAGUAAUGGUCCAGUUAACUCAAUGAUAGGUUCUGGAGUUGGACCAAAUAAUUGUGCCAACGAUUGGCUGUUAAUACCAUGUGCCGCAAAUGUUGGUAGAAUACAGCCAGCGCAAGCUUUAUGCACAGAUAGGAUUUGUGGUGGGACUUUCUCAGCUGAUUUGUCUAUGCAAUCUGCGUCGGUCUUGAGUACAGUUAAACCAUUUCGUCUUUGGUUUCAUACAGACAAUAUUGAAGCGCCGGUUGACAUCGACAAUAGAGGGUUUUGUCUGAACUACGUACAACAACCUUGUACAAAUAAUGUUAUAUGA